This is a messenger RNA of Megachile rotundata (alfalfa leafcutting bee), 3125 nucleotides long. RefSeq lists its product as uncharacterized. Gene Ontology annotation, molecular function: DNA-binding transcription repressor activity, RNA polymerase II-specific; RNA polymerase II cis-regulatory region sequence-specific DNA binding; zinc ion binding. Gene Ontology annotation, cellular component: nucleus; nucleoplasm. NCBI's taxonomy places the organism in Eukaryota, Metazoa, Arthropoda, Insecta, Hymenoptera, Megachilidae. The record is from RefSeq and is a predicted model, not a curated record. Gene Ontology annotation, biological process: regulation of immune system process; regulation of cytokine production; negative regulation of transcription by RNA polymerase II.
UCGUCGGUUUGGUUAGAAUAAAAUCGAUGUUAGUAGUUGGCAAGCAGUUCCGUUAGAAUCAUGGCAGAAGUACGCCUAUAUGAUUCAACGAUUUGUCGAUUAUGUGCUGAAGAUAAUGGAAAUGGAGAAUUACUUUACAUGGGAGACGGCGAUGAUCCAGAUUUGAGUUCCAUGGUCAAUCGGUACUUGCCACUCAAGAUUCGAGACGAUGGCAAGUUACCACGUACUAUAUGCCCUGGUUGCAACAUACAACUGGAAGCAACAAUACAGUUCUUCGAGUUAUUGGUGGAUGGUCAAAGAAAAAUUCGUGAGAUGUGGAAGCAUCAAGUAGAACAGCAACGUAAAGCUGAACGAGAAAGACUUCGUGCAGAGAAAGAAACAGAUGUCAUGGCAGAAACAUCAGAAUUAGAUUAUGUUUCACGAUCAAACGAUGAAGAUCAGUUUGAACAACAAAUUAUAAUAAAAAUAAUGCCAGAUGGUUCUAUGUAUGCAGCAGAACAUGAAAUGAGUUUGCAAAUGGAGGGAUUAAAUAAACCAAAACGAAAAAGAGGACGCCCACCAAAAUCACAUACAGAAAAUAUGUCCGUGGAAUUAUCAAAAGGAGAAGUAAUAGAAGGAAUUAGUCAAGAAGAAGAAGAUAAACAGGAAGAAGAAAUGGAUGAAAUUGAUGGAGAUGGUAGACGUCGCAGGAAACGUAAGGUCCCCAAAAGAUAUAUGGAGGCAGUUCAAGGCAAAGAAUUAGAAAGAAUAUACAAAGAAGAAGGAGUAAUUGAUGAAGAAGAUGAUGAUGAACCUGAUACUUUUGAAGAUUCUGAAGAGCAGUUGAAUAUCUCUGUCCCUGAUAGUCAAGAGGAAAUAAUUGGGCAUUUAGAAUCUGAAGAAGGAAAGGAUCUAGGAGAAUUGGUGAUAGUAAAUCGAGGUAGAGGCAGGGGUCGACCGAAAUUACGUCGUAGAAAAAAUAAAUUUACAUGUCAGUUAUGUGGUCGGGGAUUUUUACAACGCAGCAGAUAUAUCGUACACAAGAGUUUUCAUAAAGGAAUAAGAUAUGAGUGCUCAGAAUGUAAAAAAUUAUUUACAAAUAAGGAAAAUUUAGAAUUGCAUCAAAAAACGACACAUCAUACUGGAAACGGUGUAUAUCAAAAUUUAGAACAUAUUCAAGAAUCAGAUGUCGAAUCGAAACGUCAAGUUCCUGAAGAAGAUCAAGUUUCUAAUGUAUUGGAACCUACUUUGUCGGAAGAACAGGAUAUGAGCAAAUUUUCAAACAAUUCUGAUUCUCAGAAAAGUUUUUCGUGCGAACAAUGUGAUAAAUUAUUUGAAACAAAGCAGGCUUAUGAUUUACAUUUGAAAAUGGCUCACGAACGUGAUAAACUAUUUGUUUGUACCAUUUGUAGUAAGAGUUUCUCUCAACAAACAGCUUUAAAAGCUCAUAUGUCUAUACACGAGAAGCAGAAAUUAGAAAAAGAAUAUCCUUGUGACAUUUGUGGAAAAAUACUUAAUCAUCCAAGUUCCGUGGUAUAUCAUAAGGAAGCAGAGCACAAUAAUGGACGACGAUUUGUUUGUAACAAGUGUGGAAAGAGUUUUAAGCACAAACAGUUAUUACAACGUCAUCAGCUUGUACACUCAGACGAUCGACCAUACAUCUGUAAAUCUUGCAAUGCGAGUUUCAAAACAAAAGCAAAUUUAAUUAAUCAUCAAUCGACACAUACUGGCGAAAAGAAAUACUUCUGUGAAAUUUGUGGACAACAGUUUGCACAUAAAACUAGUCUUACACUUCAUUACAGGUGGCAUACGGGUCAUAAACCAUACACGUGUGAGGUAUGUCAUAAGAGUUUUUCACAAAAUGGAAAUUUGCAAGAACACAUGCGGAUACAUACAGGAGAGAAACCUUAUUGUUGCGAUUAUUGUGGAAGAAAAUUUACUACCUCUUCACAAUUCAAACUUCACGUUAAGCGACAUACUGGCGAACGUCCUUGGAAAUGUGAAUUCUGCGCAAAAUGUUUCUUGCAUAAAGAUACAUGGAAAUGCCACGUGCGUAGACAUAAAGGAGAACGUCCCUUUCAAUGUGCUCAUUGUAAUCGUGGUUUUACAGAACAAUGGGCUUUAAAGAAACAUCUUCGUUUGCAUACAGGUGAAAAACCCUACUCCUGUGAUGUUUGUGGAAAAACAUUUGCAGAUUGUUCGAAUUUAACAAAACAUAAAAAAGUACACAGAGAAACAAAAGUUUCUGCAAUAGGUGAAAUAGAAGGAUCUCCCAUUGGUGAAGUUUGGCAGAUUUUACCAAGUUCUCAGGAAUCUGAUGAACAUUCUUUAACUGAUCAAAUGGCUCAAGUCAUUACAACAGAUGAUACAUCUGGAGAUGGUAUUCAACAAAUUAUUUAUGUAUCGUAUCAAGAUCCAGAUGAUCCUAAUCAAUCCCGGACGUUACAUUUUGUUGAUGCUGGAAUAAUGAGAAACAAGGAAGAGAAAACAAAUACAAAUGAAGCAUUGUCACAUUUAAAUGUUGAAAAUAAUGAAAUACUUUCUGAAUCGGCUCAUACUAAUGGGAAUAAUAAUUCAACUGACCGAAUAAACGUUGAAUUGUCAGAAUCAGACCUUCAGCUUCAGAUUACAGAUGAAGAAGGUAAUCCAAUUCCUCUUUCGAUUCAAGAUGCUCGACAGCUUUUAUCUCAAAGUCAGUUUGUUAAUCAACUUAACGAUGGGCAAGAAAUUCGAAUUCAUCCCGGAACAAUUCCUGAUGACUUAGCAACACCAUUAGGAAUGCAUGUUAAUCAGAAUUCCGAUGCGAAAGAUGUUGACAUCUCUAAUGCAAUUGAACCAAAAGUGAAAAAUAUUUCAACUAUACAAACAGAUGCAGAAGCAAUUGUAAAGACAUUGGAGGAUGAAGAUACGGAUGUAAAUGCAGUCGCAACUAUCAAUCAAAUGGAAGAAUCUGAACAACCGGGGAUCACCGACAAUGAACAAGCAAUUGAAUUUACAACACAGGAUGGUCAGAAAGUUCGUUUAGUUGCUUCUUAUCACGUUGAUCCAAUGCACCUUGCUUCCGAGUACCUGACUAUUGUAUAAAAUUCUGAAAUUAUAAAUUUAUAUAAAUAUUUUUUUUUAAUUUUAUGUACUAGUUUACUAAA